Molecule: messenger RNA, 1500 nt
Organism: Coniophora puteana RWD-64-598 SS2
Lineage: Eukaryota; Fungi; Basidiomycota; Agaricomycetes; Boletales; Coniophoraceae
Product: peptidase M24A methionine aminopeptidase
Exons: 9
Coding region: 6-1265 (419 amino acids)
Biological process (GO): proteolysis
Molecular function (GO): metalloaminopeptidase activity
Source: RefSeq, a predicted model, not a curated record
CCAGAAUGGCGCCUGCCGUUGUUUUGCCUGUAGAAGAACUCAACAACAGACAGCCUGAAGUUGAGGGUGAGGAAAUAGACGACGAAGGGGCUCCCGAAGAAGGCACUGGUGCAGGCAAGAAGAAGAAAAAGAAGAAAAAGUCCAAGAAGAAGAAGGCUGAACAGACAGAGCCCCCUCGCAUCCCCAUCAGCAAGCUCUUCCCCGGCGGGCACUACCCCGAAGGCGAAUCCGUGCCCUACAAGAAUGACAACACCUGGCGCACGACCUCGGAGGAGAAACGCCAUCUCGAGCGCAUCCAGAAUGAGAAUCCCGAGCUCACAUACGAGUACAUCCGGCGGGGCGGCGAGGUGCACAGACAGGUGCGGCGGGCGGCGCGCAAGUUCAUCCAGCCUGGGCGGUCUAUGGUCGAGAUCGCGGACUACAUCGAGGACAGCGUCCGCGCGCUCGUUGAGGCAGACGGGCUCGAGGCUGGGAUCGGCUUCCCGACGGGCCUGAGUCGAAACCACGUCGCGGCACACUACACGCCAAACCCGGGAGACACGUCCAAGCUUGAGAAUGGAGAUGUCCUCAAGGUCGAUUUUGGUGUACAGGUCAAAGGGCGGAUUGUGGACUCGGCAUUUACGUUGUGUUUCGAUCCGACGUACGAUAGGCUCCUUGAGGCUGUCAAGGCAGCGACGAAUGCUGGGAUUCGGGAAGCAGGCAUCGAUGCACGGUUAGGUGAACUCGGUGGUAUAAUACAGGAGACGAUGGAGUCCUAUGAAGUCGAGGUGAACGGCAAGAUUUUGCCAGUAAAAUCAAUCACGAAUCUCAGCGGCCAUUCGAUUGGACGGUACUCAAUCCACGGAGGUGGAAAAUCAGUUCCGCUCAUCCCAACUGACGACCAGACGAAGAUGGAAGAGGGAGAAUACUUUGCGAUCGAAACAUUCGGUAGCACUGGCCGAGGGCGAGUAAUCGAAAGCGGCGAGGUGUCACAUUAUGCCAAAAUGGACGAUGCUCCUCAUGUCCCAUUAAGACUAACAUCGGCCAAGUCAUUGCUUAACACGAUCACGCAAAAGUUCAAUACUCUUGCUUUCUGUCGGCGAUACCUGGAACACGAGGGUGAAAGCAAGUACUUGCUCGGGCUGAAUCAUUUGGUGCAGCAAGGUAUUGUACAGGAAUACCCACCGCUUGUGGACCAGCGAGGAUCAAUGACAGCCCAAUUCGAGCACACUAUUCUGCUGCGGCCGACGGCGAAGGAGGUAGUGAGUCGAGGAGAUGAUUACUGAGAUCAUGGCACGCAUAGUAUUUGGUUACCGCACAGCAGGAUGAUCCGAGCAACGGAAUAUGAAAAUUGCCUGUGUAUGCUGAGGAAACUUGAUUUGGGGUCGUCAAGAGAUGCGGCUUGUGAGGAAAGUGGAAUCGCGGGGAAGUGGGGAAAGCGGAGCGGCAAAUGGUAUAGCCACCGACGAGACCCCUGUGUAGUUAUGCGUAUGACCUGGCAGUGGUAUGACAAGAAUGUGG